AUGUCUUUGCAAGCAGAAAAGAGGACAGACGAGAAGAGUGAGAGAGAAAUUAGUCAGCAGGAGGAACAGAGGAAAAUCAUUUCCACGUCCUCGUCCCGUCUGACGGGUCACAUAAAUAUGAGCCGCAGUCUGAGGAUGGGGAAACUCUGGGGACGAUUACAUGUGGAGGUAAUUUUCUAAAACAAGCAUGACCUCUGAAAAGCUUUUUUAGUGCAGACAGCUUUGUGUCAUAAAAAUGUAAACUGGUGUCCCGGUUAGAGGGCAGAAAAAGUCGACUCCGCUAAUAAAAGGAUGGCGAUUUACCUCCAACAGUCUGAAGAGAUAUUAAAGUUUAGUCUUACAUCGACUCUCUGAAUUAUUGAGGGAAAUGUAAGAGUGAAAAGUUGGUGACUCAUCCCUGAUCAUUCUGAGUUAAAUGUUUUUGAAAUUCUUUUAAAGUCAAACUAAAUUUCUUUGCCAUUAAAAGCCGAAAAACUUUGAAGCAGUCAGUUGUGGUCGUUCUUAAAUUGUGCAAAAGCUAAAAGUCACCAUGCAUCUGCACCGACACUGAGUUAACCGAGGCAUGUUGGAUCGAAUGAAGCUCAAACACGAGUAAAAGCAUUGUUCGUGAUUAAAUCUAAGUUUAAAAAGUGAGUGAUAGUGACCCUCCUCACCUGCGGAGACACAAAUGUAAAAGAGAGAGCGAAAGAGAGAGAGAGAUAGAGAGAAUGUAGCGGAAAAAUAAAAAGCUUUCAGGAUUAGUUUCCAAUUUACAGCUGUUAUCAAGCCAUCAGAGAAAAACAGCUUACGGUGAGGGAACACUGAGAGGUUGUUUGCUGAAGCGGAUUACAGCACUAAAAGGAUCAGAAGCAAAGCAGCAGUACCAGUUCAGGUGCAGUUUCAGGGCUGUGGGGGGGGCGGUACUGUGGAGGAUGCUCAGGCUCUGAAAAAUACUCUGCAAACCUGUUUAUCUUCUCACACAUCCUUUUUACUAUCCCUCUAUUUAUCACUUUUUAUUUUAGGCCGAGAACACGAGUGGGGUUUUUACUAAGCAUGCAAAAAGCUUCCACUAUUUCACAUGAUUGAUUCUCGGAUGUAUAUCUGAGUGUUUAAAGCUAUUUUCCCCCUUUUCCUGACACUAUGAAGGAUGAAAUACUUGAUCUGAAGCCUCUGCUUAUUGUUUUAUUUUGAAAAGAAGCUGGAUGUUUUAUUUUGUGUCUGUGCCCGACUUCCUUUCCAGCACGGGUUAAUCUGUGCUGAAUUUAUCCGCCUUGCUCCGGCGUCCGCAGCAGAUCGGAAAGAAGUUGGUGUAAAUUGACACAUUAACUUGAAUGGUUACGAUCAGCUGCGAUCGGCGGAUAUGGCCUUUUCGCAGCAGUGGAAUUUGGGGGUUAGUGUAUUUGCUGCAAUGGCUGCUGGUUAGUUCGGCCCCUUUACUUUGAAACUGCUAGCAGAUACAAGAUGCUAUCCUCUUUUUUUUGCAUCUUUAAGUGCCGAAAACAAAUUUCGUCGAGCUAAGACUUAAACCACGGCGAGUGCUUGAUUCAGAGUCUCAGUAAAUUAGCUAAAUGACACGUCAGAGUUAGUGGUGUGUCGGUCUUGAACGAACGGAUCAAAAGAACUAGUUCUUUUUGAUGAACGAAAUGAACUAGUUCUUCCCCCCUAAAUGACCCGUUCAAUCCGUUCAGUUAUUUUGAUUGGCUGAAGAGGGGCUGCUUGCCUGUCUUAUCCUAUCGUCGUGCCUCGUUCUGUGUGUGGGUGGGGCUUAGAGAAGCAGCAGCAGUACUACUGAGCUGACUGAAAGACCGGAAUGACCGAGUUGACUGAAAGAACGGGUCAAAUGAACGAAAGACCGAGUUGAACGAAAGAUCCAGACGGAUGAACGAGUUGACUGAAAGACCGAGUUGAGUGGCCGCCGCACGAGGCCCGACAGCCAAGCCGGAGCGAGCGGGACAGUCACACACACGCAAAGGCACACAGCUGCUGCUGCAGCCAGAGGCAGAGAGACAACUAUUAAUACGCAUUUGCACUGUCUGUUGACAUUUUGUACUUUUUAUUAUUGUUUUUAAUGCACCUCAAAAUAAUAAAAAAACAUUAAAAACCUUAUAUAUUUUGUUACUCCUACUAUAAUUUUAUAUUACAAGGAGUGCAGCGCGAUCGCAGCGUUGGACCGGGGGUGGGCGGACUGACUGACUAAUGACCGAUUGACCGAAAAGACCGAAAAGAACGGGUCCUUUUACUGAACGAUCCGGAAUGAUCCGGUUCACUGAAAUGACCGGUUUUGCCCACCACUAGUCAGAGUCAGCCUCGUCUGCAGAAACACUGAAAUCUCCCUUUAAGUCUCCGUCCUGUUCAUAACCACGUUUCUUUUGGCUUCUUUGGUAAAUGUUUAACCGCUGAGCAGAGUACGGUUCUGCAGAAAUACAGACACGGGGCGCACCGGGAGACGAACGCUCAGACCGUAUGAUCACAUCAUGACAGCUGAGGAUGACAGCAUCCCUUUAAAAGAUUGAAACUCCCAAAGAGUCUGGACCACAGAGAUAGUGCGCUGACAUGUAGCCUGGGCUGCAGGCAAAAUAUGCUUCAGUUGUACCAUCUGUCUAAACACACUGGCACAGGCAGGUACACUGAAGAAGUAGAUAUCCCUGCAGGCAAAUGGAGCCCCUCGCAGCUUAUCAGUCGAGCAGAGAUGUCCCUGCUUCCAGCCCUGCACUUGUACUAAAUAUCUCCACUGGCCAAAAAAAGGGAUUUAGCUUGAAAAGCAUCUUUUCUUUAAAGACAAAUUCUCAUCCAGGUGACAUCUACGCUCGUGUUUGUGGGAUGAAAGAGAGAAAGUGACAUUUGAGAAAACGCCUUUACAGCUCAGUUGGGAUUCUGUUUCCUCCCAAAGUGUGAUCUGAAAGCAAAGUGUUGUUUCUCUCUGCCUCAGCUCCACACUGAGCCACGCUGCUGCUGCUGCUGCACCUUCCUGCCGCCCUGUUACUCCUCCUCGGCGCCGGAUAACCUUGGCCGUUCUGGUUCUGGUGUGUUUCAGGGAGGCAGUAAAGAAAACCCGAGCUGCGGUUAAUAGUGAGCUAUCACUUUAAUCCAUUAGGACUGCGAGGGUUAUUGGAAUUGGGUCUGCAGAUUUGAUUUUAUAUGAUCAACAUUAAAGCCCCGUCACCCACCAGUGGCGUGUUUCCUACACACUCAUUUCUCACAAUACUACACCCGCAGCUCGGCUGUGCCCGCCCAACCAAAAAAUGACCUAA
Messenger RNA from Xyrichtys novacula (pearly razorfish), 3230 nucleotides. The record is from the annotation of a GenBank genome assembly. NCBI's taxonomy places the organism in Eukaryota, Metazoa, Chordata, Actinopteri, Labriformes, Labridae.